Molecule: messenger RNA, 1656 nt
Organism: Funneliformis geosporum
Lineage: Eukaryota; Fungi; Glomeromycota; Glomeromycetes; Glomerales; Glomeraceae
Source: the annotation of a GenBank genome assembly
AUGAGCGAAAUAAACGAAGGCAAAAAAUCUGAAUAUCGUGUUGCUGUUGGUAUAGAUGUCGGAACCACUUAUUCGAGUUUCGCUUAUGCACAUAAAAAAGCUCCACGUGAAAUUUAUCCAUACACAGAUUGGCCAGAAUUUAGUGGUCGGUUUAAAACUCCGACAGCAUUAUUAUACGAUGAAGGAUUUAAGAAUCUUAAAGCGUGGGGAUUUCCAGCAUUAGCAGAACGACCAACUAGGAGAAAUAAAAAUUCUACUUCUAAACCUGUAGAAAGAUUUACACUUCAUUUAGGAAGCAUGGAAAACAAAUCUCCUUUACCUAAUGGACUUGAUUAUAAAAAAGCUAUUACUGAUUACCUUCGAGAAUUGAGUAAGAUUAUAAAACAAACUAUUGCUAAUAUUUGGGAACUUGAUUUCUUUACUCACGUAGUACUCGUUUUAACGAUUCCUACUGAAUUUGAUGAUAAUGCAAUUGCGAUUAUGAGAGCAUGCGCUUUUGAAGCAGGACUAUUGAGGAAUCUUAAUAGUCGAAAUUUAGUAUUUAUUACGGAACCCGAAGCUGCUGCGAUUCAUUGUAUGGAAUCCUUAAAACAGCAUAAUUUACAAGUGGGUACAAACAUUAUGGUUGUUGAUUGUGGUGGGGGGACCGUGGAUUUAACAACUCGACAAUUAUUGGAUGAUGACAAAUUAAGUGAAAUUACAGAGAGGACUAAAGAUUUUUGUGGUGGAAGUUACGUAGAUCAAGAAUUUCUUAAUUUCUUAAGAUGCAGAGUCGGCACUUCUACAAUAAAUCUUGUAAAUGACAAACACUAUCACCAACUUCAAUAUGUGUUACAAGAGUUUUGUAGAAAAGUUAAGAUAAGAUUUAGCGGAGAUAAAUCAGAAUUUGUUCCUGUCGACCUGGAAUUAGAUGAACUUUGCCCUGUUUUAGAAAAAUACUGUAAAGGAGAAUAUUUGAAUAGGAUGGAACAAAAUGAUUGGAGAGUUCGAUUAAAUUUUGAAGACGUUAAAGCAAUGUUUGAUCCAGUUGUGGAAAGAAUUAUGCUUUUAAUCAAUGCUCAAUUACGUUCUAGCAAUAAUAGUUCUGCGUUAAUAUUAGUCGGUGGAUUUAGUGAAUCAAAAUAUUUGCAAUCAAGAAUAAAACAAGAAUUUAGUACAAAAGUACGAGUUAUCUCCAUACCACCCCAACCAGCUACCGCUAUUAUAAAAGGAGCUGUUACAUAUGGCAUGAAAGAAGAGGUACAUACUUCGCGUGUUUUGAAAUGGACCUAUGGAACUUCUAUUAAUAAAAAAUGGAAACAAGGUGACCCAGAAGAAAGAAAAUUACCUGGUGGCAGAAUAAAUAGAUUUGAUAGACUAGCAAAAAAAGGCACACAAGUGGAUGAGCGAGUAACUAGAACUUUUUAUCCUUGCUGUAAACAUCAACGUAAAAUUGUUAUUGAUAUUUUUAUAACAUCAGAAGAUGAUGCAAAAUACUGUGAUGACCCACAUGUUAAGCCACUUGGUAGAUUGUCAAUUGAAUUGCCACUUUCUUUAAACGACGAGAUUUGUUUUAUUACAUUCACACUGACUUUUGAUGAUUUUGAAAUUCAAGCCUGCACUGAAGUUUCAAAUAUUGGUGAACGCUAUGAAACCACUUUUUAUUUAGAUGUUUAA